Molecule: messenger RNA, 4701 nt
Organism: Salvelinus fontinalis (brook trout)
Lineage: Eukaryota; Metazoa; Chordata; Actinopteri; Salmoniformes; Salmonidae
Product: phosphatidylserine synthase 1-like
Exons: 12
Coding region: 644-1738 (364 amino acids)
Biological process (GO): phosphatidylserine biosynthetic process
Molecular function (GO): L-serine-phosphatidylethanolamine phosphatidyltransferase activity
Source: RefSeq, a predicted model, not a curated record
CAUCUCCUUCUUCCUGGUCAUCAGUGUUCUGGCCUUCCCUAACGGACCAUUUACCAGACCACAUCCGGCGAUAUGGCGAAUAGUUUUCGGUCUGAGUGUGCUGUACUUCCUGUUCCUGGUGAUCUGACAUCUCCCUGUUAUGGUCUGGUCAGGUCUGAGUGUGCUGUACUUCCUGUUCCUGGUGAUCUGACAUCUCCCUGUUAUGGUCUGGUCAGGUCUGAGUGUGCUGUACUUCCUGUUCCUGGUGAUCUGACAUCUCCCUGUUAUGGUCUGGUCAGGUCUGAGUGUGCUGUACUUCCUGUUCCUGGUGAUCUGACAUCUCCCUGUUAUGGUCUGGUCAGGUCUGAGUGUGCUGUACUUCCUGUUCCUGGUGAUCUGACAUCUCCCUGUUAUGGUCUGGUCAGGUCUGAGUGUGCUGUACUUCCUGUUCCUGGUGAUCUGACAUCUCCCUGUUAUGGUCUGGUCAGGUCUGAGUGUGCUGUACUUCCUGUUCCUGGUGAUCUGACAUCUCCCUGUUAUGGUCUGGUCAGGUCUGAGUGUGCUGUACUUCCUGUUCCUGGUGAUCUGACAUCUCCCUGUUAUGGUCUGGUCAGGUCUGAGUGUGCUGUACUUCCUGUUCCUGGUGAUCUGACAUCUCCCUGUUAUGGUCUGGUCAGGUCUGAGUGUGCUGUACUUCCUGUUCCUGGUGUUCAUCAUCUUCCUAAACUGGGAGCAGGUGAAGAACGUCAUGUACUGGCUGGACCCCAACCUGCGCUACGCCACCCGGGAGGCUGACAUCAUGGAGUAUGCAGUGAACUGUCACGUGAUCACCUGGGAGCGAAUCCUGAGCCACUUUGACAUAUUUGCCUUCAGCCACUUCUGGGGCUGGGGCAUGAAGGCCCUGCUCAUCCGCAGCUACGGCCUCUGUUGGACCAUCAGCAUCACCUGGGAGCUCACUGAGCUGUUCUUCAUGCACCUGCUGCCUAACUUUGCUGAGUGCUGGUGGGACCAGCUGAUCCUGGACAUCCUGUUGUGUAAUGGAGGAGGCAUCUGGAUGGGUAUGACUGUCUGUCGCUUCCUGGAGAUGAGGACCUACCACUGGGCCUCCAUCAAGGACAUCCACACCACGACAGGGAAGAUCAAACGUGCUGCGCUCCAGUUCACCCCGGCUAGCUGGACCUACGUCCGUUGGUUUGACCCCAAGUCUUCCCUGCAGCGCGUCACCGGGGUCUACCUCUUCAUGAUCAUCUGGCAGCUGACAGAGUUGAACACAUUCUUCCUGAAGCACAUAUUUGUGUUCCCGGCGUGCCACGCCCUCAGCUGGUGUCGGAUCCUCUUCAUCGGCAUCAUCACAGCUCCCACCGUGAGGCAGUACUAUGCCUACCUCACAGACACACAGUGUAAGCGUGUUGGGACACAGUGCUGGGUGUUUGGGGCCAUAGCGUUCCUGGAGGCCUUGGCGUGUAUAAAGUUUGGAAUGGAGCUGUUCUCCAAGACCCAGGUCCUCUAUGUGCUGGUGUGGCUGGUGUGCGUGGCCUUAAUCACAUUCCUGUGUCUGUAUGGGAUGGUGUGGUAUGCAGAGAUCUAUGGCCCCAAAGAGAAGAGCUACUCUGAAUGUGAGGACAGCAACUACAAUGAGGACUUUGUGUCAGAACAAGGGAAAGGAGAACUGCAUUCUGAGGUUGAGGCUCCUCCCACCAGGCAGCGUGGGCGGAGCUCAGGGAAGAACAAAUCCACCAAUGGGCUGGGGAAGAAGUAAUGCUAGCCCUGCCACUCAGGGAUGAGUCCCGCCCUCUUCUCCUGUCAGAACCCCGGACCACAGAGGAAGAGGUGCAUGUUGGAAGAGAUGGAAGAGAAAGAAAGGAUAGACAACACUUUCUCUGUGCAUUUUAACGUACGGAGAAGCACCCAUCCAUAAGAGGGGAGAGUGGGCCCAGGUUAGGGGCAUGGUCAGUGGACAGGAUAGACAGACACCAUGUCCAUGCAGGGUUGUAGAGGAAGGAGAGAGGGGGGGUGUGGCCUAUAGAUCAGAGAACCACACAGAUACCUACUGGUGGUUCACAUGAGCUCCUACCUACCCUACUGCUGAUCAGUUUGUGUGUGUCUGCGUAAGCAUGUGUGUGUGUGUGUGUGUGGUGGCAAUAUUGCUUAUCCUCAGUCGGAACAGAAGAAUGCAUGUUCCAUUGUACAGGAGUUGGUAAACUACUGUGAUUGGAGAACUACGUUUAUCCUAUACCAUAUAUCUUUCAUGUGCUUCAGCCCAUAGAAUUAGAAUACUAGAAUGGAUAUGAACCUUCUUAUGGUGGUCUACAGGCUGUCAGCCAUUUUGGUCAGGGAGGUGGUCAACCAUGGAUAAGAUAUUGUGUAAAAUAAUGAAAUGGAAGAAUUUGUCUGCAGUGUAUGUUUGUUAGCUAGCUAACCGGACAGCUUUUAGAGGAAUGAUUCAAUUAAUUUGUCAAAUUAACAUUCAAUAUGCCAACAUUCCAUUCAAACAAUCCAUACACUGGCUGGUUGGAAAUGCAACAAGUUGGCUAUUGAUAUUGUAUCAUAGUGACACUCACAGUUUUCCAAGAAAACAACAACAGUUUUGACAUUUAUGGUCUGUUUACAUAUAUUAUAGAGGCUAUAUCAAAAUGUGUAUAAAACCUGUAUAAACUGUAUUUAUAAUUAGGACUAUUUUAGAUUGAUGAUUACAUUCAACAUUUCUGAUAUCACAUGCCUUUUAUUUUCCUGUAGAAGUCAAAUGAGGAUUCUGCCUCGACUGCCAUUCAUUCCAGUUAGACUGGUUUGGAUUUCUCCCUGAACAAUACGGCUUCCAUUAUUCACCCUGUUCUGGAAAUGUGAGGGUUUUUGACAUAGCCCCCCCCCCCCCCCCCCUCCAUCAAACUACUGUAUUUAAAUGGAACCCUAUUCUCUAUAUAGUGCACUAAGAUUGACCAGACCCCAGUCCAAUGUACUGCACUAAGAAGAUAAUAGGGUGCCAUUUGGGAAGCAGACGUUUUAUAGCUGUGUAAUAUCAGAAGUUGGACUCUCGUGUUGACUACUGUAGGGCUGCUGUUGUUCACCAUCGGGCCAACUCUUCAUCAUCAGUUUCAUAUUUGUAAGUGUUCACCAUUUUUGGUUUGUUUUUAUGACUUGAACAAAGAGAGGAAUGUGAACAGAGGCCGUAUGUAUCAAACAUCUGAGUAGGAGUGCUGAUCUAGGAUCAGGUCCCCCCCGUCAAUGUAAUCGUACUCAGUAUGCUCUAAAAUACUCAAACUGAUCCUAGAUCAGCACUCUACUGUCGGAGUAGAGAUGCUUGGUACAUAUGGCACCAGGAUUUUAAUGCAAAGCUGCUUUGGCUUGGAAGGACGGGCGUUUCUGAUUUUUGUGUUUGACCUCCUGGGUCAAAGAAUUGUCUUUGCGCUCCACCAGCUCCAUAUAAGCUGUUGACUUCCGUUGUUUUGGAGAUGCCGUACAUUUACUGUAAUGUUUUGUUUUGCGUGUUUUGUGAAAUCAUCGUCAUGACCUUUGUGUGAUUUAUUAUGUGUCGUCCCAAAUGGCACCAUAUUCCCUGUAUAGUGCACUACCUUUGACCAGAGUCCUAUGGGCCCUGGUCAAAAAGUAGUGCACUAUAAAGGGAUUUUGAUGCCAUUUAGGAUGCAGCCUUCCUCUCCCUUCACAUCCGGGCUGCUGUCUUUUUACAGGAAAUGACGAGGCCAGUCGUUCAUAGUUGGAGCUUGGUCUGUCUGUGCAGGCAGGUAGCUUUGUUUUACUACGAUGUGGACGCUCUCGUUCUCACCUUCAUGGCAUUUUGCAUGGCUAAGUGUGGAAAUGGAUCCGAGUGUCUCGGGAGGGACUGGGGGAUGCUACAGAUGUACUACAGUAGUAGUGAAAACAAAUGGUCUUUGCGUCAGUGUCACACCACAUCAGUAAGCCAGUAUUCACAAUGUCUUUUUUCAGUGUUGCUGUAAACAUUUGUAAUUCAACGCCCUUGUGCCUGUAUUUAUGUAGUUUUGUUAUUUUUUACACUUCACACUUUUUAUGCAGUUUGUAUUCAGCCUACUACAUUUCAUUUUUUAUUUUUACUGCUCUAAUUACGUUGGUAACCAGUUUUAUAAUAGCAGUAAGGCACCUCUGGGGUUUGUGGUAUAUGGCCAAUAUACCACGGCUACGGGCUGUGUCCUAGCACUUCGGGUUGAGUCGUGCAUAAGAACAGCCCUUAGCCGUGGUAUAUUGGCCAUAUACCACACCCCCUCGUGACUUUUUGCUCAAGUAAAGGUUUGUCAGUCACUGGGCCUGGUUAAUACUCUUAGAAUGCAUCCAUCAUAGCUCCCUUAGAGUCGACACUGUUCUGACAUAACUGUCUUUAAGCUACUCUUUUGCAUACAAAAUUGCAUAUAAUUACUGAGAAAUGUGGUUUGAUGAAUGGAGUUUAGUGAUGGCACUCUGAGCUAUUAUCACCCAUCCAGUUGUCAGAUAAGUGAAUAUUUCAAGGGAGGGUAGAAGGGUGCAUUUUAGAAGUAUUCAUCCAUAGCCAUCAUCUCAACACACAUAUUUCUCUCAUGUCAAUAUCAGACACUGACACUCAUCCACAGGUAGCAUGGACCAGACUCCCUGGCUCUAUAGAAUAUGGCAUGUUGUUUCUGGAAUGAAGAUGCCAUUUUGCCAAAACAAUCCCUCUCGAAAAGGAGACUUGUGUUUGUUUUUUCACUCUGAAUUAAUAAAACUUUAUUAAAAAUG